Zonotrichia leucophrys gambelii is the source of this 4604-nucleotide messenger RNA. RefSeq names its product unc-51 like kinase 4 (gene ULK4). Bases 192 to 4001 code for a protein of 1269 amino acids. The record is from RefSeq and is a predicted model, not a curated record. Gene Ontology annotation, biological process: protein phosphorylation. Lineage: Eukaryota; Metazoa; Chordata; Aves; Passeriformes; Passerellidae. The transcript has 36 exons. Gene Ontology annotation, molecular function: protein kinase activity; ATP binding.
GUGGCCGUGAUCCAUCUCGCGCCGCACUACGGCUGUCAUUCCUCUCCUGCUUUCCCGCCGGGUCUAUCCCCCGCACAGGUGCGGCUGUCGUUCCCACCCUUUCCCACCCGUUCUAUCCCCGCACACAGGUUUAUUUGUUUAUGAGAUUAGUGCCAUGUUUCCAGUCUGUUGCCUGUGAAGUGUCCUAAAGCAUGGAGAACUUUGUUUUGUAUGAGGAGAUUGGAAGAGGAAAUACGACAGUUGUUUAUAAAGGUAGAAGAAAAGGGACAAUUAAUUUUGUUGCCAUUAUUUGCACUGAUAAAUGCAAGAGAGUUGGAGUAGCAAACUGGAUUCGUCUGACUCAGGGACUCACACAUAAGAAUAUCGUGACAUUUUAUGAAUGGUAUGAAACAAGCAACCAUCUCUGGCUUGUAGUGGAAUUAUGCACAGGUGGUUCUCUAAAAUCUGUCAUUGCUCAGGAUGAGUGUUUACCAGAAGAUGUGGUGAGAGAAUUUGGUAUUGAUCUGGUUACUGGUUUAUACCAUAUUCAUAAGCAUGGAAUUAUCUAUUGUGAAUUGAAACCUGGAAAGAUUCUACUGGAAGGGUCUGGCACUUUGAAAUUCAGUAGUUUUUGCCGGGCUAGAGCAGAUGGUGAAGACUUGGAAAAAGUUUUUGCUUUAGCUGGAGCUGAAGAAGGUGAAGAUAUUAAUGAAAACACUGUGCAAACAUACUUUAAAAGUAUAGUUCAAGGCUUUCCAUUAUACACAGCUCCUGAAGUAAUAAAGGGCGACAACUUCUGCAAAGCCAGUGAUCUGUGGUCCCUGGGAUGUUUACUUUAUGAAAUGUUCUCAGGAAAACCACCAUUCCUGUCAGAAAGCCGUUCUGAAUUAAUUGAAAAGAUUUUAUCUGAAGAUCCAUUGCGACCAGGAUCAGACAGUUUUGCUUUUCACAAACCUUCUCCUGAGUUCAUAAGUUUGCUUGAUGGGUUACUUCAAAAGGAUCCUCAGAAAAGGCUGAAUUGGACAGACCUGUUGCAGCAUCCAUUCUGGAAAGGAUCCUUUAGCCGUUGUGGUGGUGGUUCUGCAGACAGACAGGGCACAAGCUUGAGCAAAGAAGACACAGAGUUACCAGUUUCUUCUAGUGCCAAAGAGUCUGUGGAUGAUCAUGAAAAUCUAGAUAACCUGUCAUCCUCAAGGGCAGGUCUUAAAUCAUCAAGCAAUUCUUUCAAAAUAGAAACUCAGACUGAAUUGCGGCCCAAAAGUGCAGCUGAUGGUGAAUCAAACGAAUCCAUAUUUCUUCUCAGUUCUCGUCCCACCCCUAGAACUAACUCUGCAGUAGAAAUAUGUGAUGCUACUACUGUCUCAAUCAAAAAUUCUUCACAAGGAGAUUCAUGGUUGAAAAAAGCUGAAAAUGUGUGCUCAAGUCAGCAGGAUAUGGAGUCAAAAUUGAAAGAGCUCAUUUACACUGAAUCUGAUCUUACCGUGACACCAAUCAUUGACAAUCCAAAGAUAAUGAAGCAAGUACCAGUUAGAUUUGACCCAAAAGCUUUACACAUACCAGCAUAUUCAGUUGAGAAGUUGUCAUCUAUGAAAGACGUGGACUGGAAUAACUUUGUGAAAAGAGUGUGUUCCAUGCUUGAAUCCAGCGAGAAGAAUACAGGAGCAGCACGUUCUAAACUGAACUUACUGUACUAUCUGUGCACUUUGGUUGUCCACAAGGAGAUUGCAAACAGGCUAAUUAGCUCUCAGCUGUUUCCUAUAUUGAUACAGCAAUUGCGUGCAGCUGCCAACUGGGAUGUACGUGCUAACAUUGCUCGAGUGAUUGGUUUACUGGCAUUACACACAUCUGAACUUGAAGAAAAUGUACCUGUUUCUGAGGCAAUUACACUUUUAACUGAGCUAAUCAGAGAGAACUUCAGAAACAGCAAAUUGAAGCAAUGCUUUCUACCAGCACUUGGGGAGCUGCUUUUCCUCAUAGCCAGCAAGGAGGAAAAAGGGGAGCACCCCAGGGAAUGCUGGGCUGUUCCCUCAGCUGCUUACACUGUGCUAAUGAGGUGUCUUCGGGAAGGGGAGGAGCGGGUAGUGAACCAUAUAGCAGCAAAGAUAAUUGAAAAUGUUUGUACUACUCGUUCAUACCACGCACAAGGAUUUAUUACAGGAGAAAUUGGACCUGUCUUGUGGUACCUUUUCACACAUUCUACAGGAGAUUCUUUGAAGAUAACUCCUAUUUCGGCUUUGUGCAGAAUUACUCGUUCCUCACCUAAUGCUUUCCAGAGUGUCAUUGAAAAAGUGGGAUUAACAGCUGUACUGAAUUCCUUGGCAAAUGGAAUGUGCAAAAUUCAGCAGUACAUGCUCACGAUGUUUUCAGCAAUGUUGUCAUGUGGGAUUCAUCUACAGAGGCUAAUUCAAGAAAAGGAUUUUGUGACGACAAUUACUCGUCUACUUGAAAGUCCUUCAACUUUUAUUCGAGCAAAAGCCUUUCUGGUCUUGCUACAAGUUUUAAUUAAUAACAGGGAGAUGUUGCUCCUCAGUUGUCAAACAAGACUCCUGAUGUAUAUUGAAAGAGACAGCAGAAAGACCAUGCCAGGAAAAGAGCAGCAAGGUGGCAGUGAAUACCUGUCAAAAUGCCUGGAUCUUCUCAUCUAUCACAUUGUGCAGGAGCUGCCAGGAAUUCUAGGUGACAUUCUCAGUGCCCUUACUAACGUCUCUGGACGUAAACACCCAUCAACAGUUCAGGCCAAACAGCUGAAGAUGUGCCUUCCUAUGAUGCCUGUAGUGCUUCAUCUUGUGACAUCCCAGGUAUUUCGUCCCCAGAUAGUCACAAAGGAGUUUCUUUUCAACUAUGGCAUCUUACUUGAGUUCAUCAGAUCAAUAGAUUCAGGAGAAACAAUCUUGGACAGAGCAAUAGGGCAAGCUGCAUCAGAAGAAUUGAUCAAGACUACUUUAAUGACCUUUGGAGCAGUAACAGAGCAUCCCAGCUUGCUGAUGAGCCAUCGCUUGACUGUUGAAGACUCUAUCGUCCCACCACUUGUUUCUUUGGUCCACAGUCAGAAUGAGGAAUGGAGACUCUUGAGCUUGCGGUUGCUCUCAGAAACCACAUCAGUGCUUUUAAGCCACGAAGUCAUGGGUGAGGAGAAAGAGGAGAGCCUCAACUCAAACAACAAGCUUCUGUCUCUCAUUAGAGAUUUACUGCUGCCUCAGUAUGAGCACAUUCUGCUGGCUCCAGACCCAAUACCAAUGUAUGCUCUGAAACUGCUGGUGGCCCUGACUGACCGCAGCCCUGCUUCUGCGAGCCUCAUGGAAGAAAACCAUCUUUUUCCAGUUCUUUUUCAACUCAUCUUGAGAUACCAGGACAGUAUACUUGGGAAUACAAUGCAAACUGUAAUUGUCUUACUGAAUAAUAUUGUUGCUAACAAAAGUGUGAACAUGAUUCCACUCUUUCAAGAAGGACUGACUCAUCACAUCUGUAAUCUCCUAACAGAAGCUGUGGCCCUGUACUUGGAGGCAGAUGAUAAAAGGAACACCAAGACAGCAAAUGUACUGCUUGGGUCCUUACUUGACAUUUUGCAAUACAUGCUGACAUAUACAGCAAACAUUGUGCGCCAGACUUUGCAGGCACAGAAAUCUGGGGCAGGAGGAGACACACAGGCUGCUGAAGACCUUCUGCUUAUCAAUAAACCCCUGACGGACCUGAUUAGCCCGCUUAUUCAACUGCUUCCCAGUGAAGAUACUGAAAUAUUUUUGAGUGCCUCACAGAGCUUAUUAUUGCUCGUUCAGCUGUAUGGAGGGAGCAAUGAGGAGAGUAUGUCUCCAGAAAACAUGUACAGCUUUGCUGAAGUCCUGAAGUCCAAAGAAGAUCCACGAGAACUUAAGCUUUUGUUGAAAAUUGUUAAGAGACUGGGAUGUAUCUCCCACUCCGCUGCAAAGAAAAUGGAUCGGAGCUGGACUUUUAUGUUACAAUGUCCAAAGUGGGGAAUGCACUUCAGUGAAGCAGUGUGUGUUCAGAAACACUGUAAGGAAUGAGAAGAGGCAUCAAAACCACCAGGAAUUAUAGGGUCAUCACUGGAUGAGGUGGUCUGGGGAUGUUUCUGGCCACAAUCAUAUUAAUAGUUAGAAUAGCAAGUUGCUUGAACCCUGAUCCAAAAGACUCAAUAAUACAAUGUUUAGGGGUAUUGUGCUAAUGUCAUGUAGGACACAUAUGCUAUAGCCCACCAGUUUGUUUUAAGGAAAGCAAAAGGGAUGAUUCUGUUUCAAACAGAAACCCAACCAAUGUACAUUAAACAGCCGGACAGCUGUCGGUCCUGCACUAAUAAAGCAGCUGUAGGUGCAGAAGCCUCUGCAGCCCCCAGUCUUCCCUGAGCCCAACUGCUCUGCAAGGCUGCCAGUGCAGGUGCACUCACCCUGCAGUGUGCUCCAGCAUCCAAGUUCCUCCAUGCAGGAGAGCCUGCGCUCCAGCCAGACCUGAGACCAUACUUCAGUACAGAAAAUGUGUGUGUCUGCUCUAGGGACCACUGCAGAAUGCAAGCAUCACCUUUGUGUCUCAAGCUGUACUCUUGGUUUUGUCUGGAAACUUAAGACAUGUAACUAGGAGGAGCAACCUGAUUAAAAACAAGGGAGUUUGCAUCA